Letharia columbiana is the source of this 447-nucleotide messenger RNA. RefSeq lists its product as uncharacterized. The transcript is spliced from 4 exons. Lineage: Eukaryota; Fungi; Ascomycota; Lecanoromycetes; Lecanorales; Parmeliaceae. The coding region runs from base 1 to 447 and encodes 148 amino acids. Gene Ontology annotation, cellular component: Golgi membrane. Gene Ontology annotation, biological process: vesicle-mediated transport. The record is from RefSeq and is a predicted model, not a curated record.
AUGACGCUCACCGAAGAGCUGAGGUCGCGCAACUUCAGCAUCUAUGGGCAAUGGAUGGGAGUACUGUGCAUAGUCCUUUGCAUUGCUCUUGGCAUAUCGCAUCUUAUUCAUGCCGGCCUGCUCAUCAUAUUCGGCAUACUAUGCCUCUGCUCGGGCCUCACACUCAUCUUCGUUGAAAUACCCCUGCUCCUUCGCAUAUGCCCGACUUCACCCACCUUUGACACUUUCAUCCGACGGUUCACCACCAACUACAUGCGUGCAGCUAUCUACGGUACCAUGAGCUUGAUUCAAUGGCUUAGCAUCAUCGAAGGACCCACGAGCUUGAUCGCGGCAGCACUCGUGUUGCUGCUUGCGGCAUCCUGCUAUCUCAUCGCUGGACUCAAGGGGCAAGGGUUCGUGGGGAGCAAGACGCUGGGUGGACAAGGUGUUGCACAAAUGAUUGUCUAA